AAAACAAAGAUGCAGAACAAAAAUCACAACUUGGAGAUUGCAGAGCUCUCAAAGUAUGCAUUAUGCAACAACAACUCAUCUGUUAUCUUGGUCCAAGAAUUCUGGGCUGCUCAGCAUUGUUUCUGAAUCUGAGAGCGAGUGAACUCUUGGAGAGUUUAUAAUGCCAGAAACCUUGAGCUCAUGGGUUUCACUGAUUCCCGGUUUGAUGCUAUUGGCAUUGCUUCAAAACUAUCAUAUAUGGAUUUUGGAGAUGCGGUUAACUAUCAGGGCUUUGCCAGACUUGGCAAACACCGCGGCAUUUGCUCUCCACAGCGCACAAUAGUGAGGUCACAUUCAGAGGCCCGAGCUAGUUAUUACACGUUCAUUUCCUGAGCAAAUCCACCAAGAUUACCAUAAAUGGAUGGAUUCAAAAAAUUAAUAGAUUGCCUUCUUAGGCUUAAUGUUGUGCAGUGGGGAUCAUAUAAAUGGCCGGUCAUUAUCAAAGCAGAGGUCCUAUAUGUGUUCACUGCUUGCUGCUUGAAGGAAACGUAUUAGGUGGAGACAUUCAACUGAAUUUGGCUUAAGUUGCACUCAGAACAUUGUAUGUCAUAGAGGUCAUUCCAUAAAAAAUGAUGUGGAAUGGGGACCGUAGACAGAGUUUAUGUAUAUUUGCACUUGAAACACAGAAGAAGCAGCAAAAAGAGAACCAGAAUCUGAAUCAGGGAAAAAAGGCUGGUAGUACUAGUACCAAAGAUCAUCAGACAAAUGCUGCUGUUAUGCCAUCUGGCAAUCCUUUACCAGAAAGAAGCAAGCUUCAACUGUUGCUUGGUAAACUGAAAAGGAGAGAUGUGCACUGUAUGUUCUCGGAGCCAGUAAUGCAGAAGAGGUGGAAUAUUAUUAUGAUGUCAUUAAAGAACCAAUGGAUUUUGGCACGAUUACAGCAAAACUCAAUGGAGGAAGCUACAAAGCACUGCAAGAAUUUGAGCAUGAUGUAACACUGGUACGGAGCAAUGCUAUGCUUUUCAACGAUUCAAGUACCCUUUAUUAUGAAGAGGAUGCAGAGGUGGAAGAAGAUCCAAGUAUUCUGAAGUAGAUCAACGCUAUACCUACCGGCCUCUGAAUAAAUUGCUCAAUGAAAAUGAGUCAAUAGCAGCUGCAGUCUAUCUCAGCCCACAAGAACUAGUGCAGAAUAAGCAGAAUAGUACUGGACACACAGAAAGCCUGCUGCAGUUUGUUAAAGAUCUAGGGCCUACUGCUAAUACAUUUGCGUGUUGGAAGUUACAAAGUUAUGCAGAAGAAGCGCCUAACGUGGAAAGGGUAUUGACAGCAGAUCAAGACACUGGGGGUUUCCACUUUAUGAAUGCCUUACUUGGAGAUGGGAGUUCUGAAUGGGACACAUACGGUAACCUCGAGGGAAAACCAGUUCGAACUAUGCUUGAUCAGGACAAUGGGAAUUCUGACUUUACCAGAUCCUUAUUUGGAAGUUCCAACUUAUCUGCUCAGGGUACAAGCAUCCACUUCAGUGGAAAAUCUGUCUGGGGCAGGCCUGAUCAAAACUGCUGGUGUUCCUUCAUCGACAAUCCCUCAUUUGGAAAUGGAUAUUCUUUUCCUUCUACAUGGAAAAGACAAGUUGAAGCCAACAACUUAUAUUCAAGUGCUUUUGAUAAGGGUAAGAAUGUCCAAGUAGCUAACAUAUCUUCUUUAGAGCAGAAGAUACCGGCUGCAAAAGGUUAUGGUUCUUCAUCAGCAGCAUGGCUUUCCCAAUUUAUGUCUGGAGCAACUCAGAGCCCAGCCACUCGCACUAGUUACUCCAGCAAUGUGGAGGAGGCAGGCCAAGACUGGAAACGGUUCAGGCCAACAGAGGCACCACCACAGCCUGUUUCUAGCCGGCUGUUCCAGCCGCAAUCAACAUCAGCUGGGCCCUCACAGUGGGAGACAUCAACCUCUAAUGCAAAGCCUGUAAAGUUAUCAGACAUAGAUGAAUGGCUCCGAAACCAUUAAAAAUCACAAAUCCUAUUCAUAGCUAUCCACCUGAAAUCUCCACAGGGUACAACAUGGUGCUAUCUGAUCCUACUUUCUAGACUGAGGAUUUCAUGAUCUGUUUCAAUUGAUGGUUUUAGGCUUUUAGCAUCUCUUCCUUUCUUUAGACCAUAAUAAGGGCUUUGUUAUAUAAUCAUUGACAUUGGUUCCAUGGUGGAACCUCAGUAUCUCUUCCCUUCUUCAGAACAUAAAUAAGAGCUUUGUUUUAUCCAUUACAUUGCCUUGACUGAUAAAACAGUAUUGGUUCUAUGCCUUUUGGAUAACAUACAUAUGAGACCAAACUACCCCUUAUCGUUUAAAAGGGUAAUACGGUCACACAUUAUCAUCCCCACUUCAUUGGAGAAACAGCCUCAGAGGAAGAAAUGGAGGCUGCUGCGACGCCCAUGAACAUAGUAGAGGGUCAUUCAUGCAAGGCUAUGGAGUUAAAAUGGGUAAGUUCCCGAGGCAAAGCCCAACUGCAAAACAUGAAAACACCUUCAAAAUUUAAAGCACCAGCUACACUUCAAGCCUCAGUCCCUGUGUUCAUAUCCACAAACCCAUCUCACGUAAAACCAGAUGAUCUCAUUGACCUAUACAGCGCCUGCAAUCUCAACGGCCACCGAUUCCCGGAGUACGUGGACGGCGGAGAUGGCUGCCGUGUAGUUGAAGGUAUUGAUGUGAACAAGCUACGUGUGGCUCUCUCACACAGUGAAGUUGUGGUCUCAGUCUUCUGCAAAGCAAAUGAUGUAGUUAGCAAAACUUCAUCAUCAUUUUCGCAAAAAAAUCGACAGCAGCAGAAGAUUAGCAGAGAGGGUUUAGGAGAAUUGUUUGAGAGGGUGGUGAUGCCGGUGACACCAUUUAACAGUCAAUUGGUGGGUUUUGGCCGAGCUGUUUCUGAUCAAGGAUUGACAGCCUCCAUCUACGAUGUUAUGGUUAUUCCUUCAUUGCAGGGUAUGGGAAUUGGCAAGAUGAUAGUUAAAAGAAUCAUAAGAAUACUCACAAGCAGAGACAUUUAUGACAUAGCAGCCCUUUGCUCAGAGAGCGAGAGCUCGUUCUUCAAAGCAUGUGGUUUUGGAGAUGACAUUCUGUGCUCCACAGCAAUGAUGUAUACAAGGACUGCUAGUGGUUCAACUAAUCUCGAAGAACAACGGAUGGUAACACGCGCAGGUCGAAAGCUAUUGUUAGUCCCACCAUUUUUGAAGACCUUACCAUACUCCAAGUCCAAGACCACCACACAAUCAUCUUAAGCAUCAAGAUAAGAAGUGUUGUGUUUCUGUCAAUAGAAGAGUUUGAAAUUGGUGUUUCACUGUCUCUAUUUUGGCUUGAAGAUGUUGCAUGUUCACAUUCAAACCAGAACAGUCAAUGUGGACUGUGGACCCUUUCUUUGAUUGUUAGAUUCCAAUCAUUCCAUAUGUUAAUUCAAGAUCAUGUAAAUAUUUGAAAAAUAGUUACUGUGCUCAUAUUCCCCAACAGUAUUAAGCUUUACAUUUUCUAUUUACAGCA
Molecule: messenger RNA, 3501 nt
Organism: Rosa rugosa (rugosa rose)
Lineage: Eukaryota; Viridiplantae; Streptophyta; Magnoliopsida; Rosales; Rosaceae
Product: GCN5-related N-acetyltransferase 3, chloroplastic
Exons: 14
Coding region: 2382-3245 (287 amino acids)
Biological process (GO): UDP-N-acetylglucosamine biosynthetic process
Cellular component (GO): endoplasmic reticulum-Golgi intermediate compartment; endoplasmic reticulum; Golgi apparatus
Molecular function (GO): glucosamine 6-phosphate N-acetyltransferase activity; monosaccharide binding
Source: RefSeq, a predicted model, not a curated record